GUUGCUAAGACGCAAUGGCGGCAAAUUGCUAGAUUUUUUAUUUGUUUAUUUGAAGAAAUCUGACUAAAAUAUUACCAUGGAGACCGCAAGUACUACGGAUGGUACAGCAGAGGUUAUAAAUGCACGCAGGACUGAAUCCAUUGACGCUCCACACAUCAAUAACUUAGUUACAGAACAGACGGACGAACUCUUUGGCAGAGUCAACAUUGUCAAUAUCAUUGAAAAGGCUAUAUUAGCUGUGACACUUUGCAAUGAGAGUGAUGAGAUCCUUGGCCACGCUGCUUUCUUUGACUACCCCAACACCAAAGACGUUGACCCGGCCAGCUGGGAAGAGUGGCUUCUCAAGAACUACCAGCUCAAAGUGUCUAAUGCUCUGAACACUCUCUUCAUGCACUACUUCGUUGCCAAGAAAGAAUACUCACAUGGCUGUGCCGAGGAGAUCAUUCGGACAGUGUUUAACACGGUUCCUGACCUCCAUUUCCUCUUGUUGGUGGUGCCAAAUAAUGUCUUUCCAGAGUCAGCCAUCUCUGAUGUGUUCACCCCACUUGAUAGAGAAGAGAACUGUCCUGGAGGUCAAAACAACGUGGUGUUUAUCUGUCAGCGAUUUCAGCACGUUCCUGUUCUGCAUAUCAGAAAUGCCAUUGUAGAAGACCACGAUGACCUGACCCCUAUCUUCAACCGUCACAGUGAUGUGAUGAAGAAAACCUACGGAGAAUACUUUCUGGCCGAACUCAUUGAGGCACAGGACGAACACAUGCAGGCUUUAGUAGCUGAGGUUAAUGGAUUAGCUCACGGCUUCAUGAGUAUUAGUGAUGACGUUAAUUUUGACUUGCUCAAUGAGUGUUUUGAACUCGGUCCCUUCCAUGGCCUGCGGAAACCUCACCCAGACGAUGAGUUGAAACCACCAAGAACUCCCACACCAAUCACCCCACCACAGAAAGAGGAGAGUGCCACACGACGCUCAUCUCAGAGUUCUAUCAAGUCGAAUGUCUCCGUUAAAGAUGUCACUGAAGAACCAGUCAAAUCUGACGAGGGAUCCAAGGAAGAUCAGACUGUGACUCAGGUUCCUAGUCAGACGCAAACCCAGGCUCCUGGUCAGACGCAGGCCCAGGCUCCUGUGGAGGAGGCAAAGGAGAAGACUGACGUUGAGAAAGCAGGCAGCCGAGCUUCUUCAAGUACAAGCAGUUCACGAGCGGGCAGUGCUAGCAGCCUGGGUGAGGUGAAGAUUAAGGAACGCCUCAGUGAUGCUCAGAUAGGUGGCAGCACCAGCUCCCUGCUCAGUGAUGUCAGCUUCGUCAGCGCAGUGAAGGAAGCUGCCGAACAACAGCUGUUAACACAGGACACACAGCAGUCAAUGAUUUCCAGCCGGAGCACACCAAAGCCCACCCAGUGUCCAAGUCCGAUAAAACUGUUCAUUCCAGAGUACAAGGGAGAACCCAAUGCUUUCUGCAUCCAGCUCUUUUGUAUCGAUGAGAGAUACGAGAUGAGAUCCUCAGAUUUUCUGACCGAAGCUUUUUCAAAGUUUCCAGAGCGUGACUUCUGCAUCAUUUCUGUUCCACAUCUAGUUCCUGAGUUUCCUCUGCUACAGUGCUUUGUGCGAGUGACUCCAAGAUGUAGAAGCACUCUGCCUCAUGAACUGUACGUGUUUCAUCGAGGCGGACUCCUCAGAGAUUUCAAUGUGCGGCUGGUUUGCUCCAAAGACAUGGAGGAUGUCACCAAGCUUGUAGAGACGGUUGACCUUCAUGAGAAUCUCAUCAGGGACCUCGAGCAGUAUCACAGCUGCAGGAGAGAUUCUGACGGCACUCAGAUCCAGGCGUUUGUUGCUGAGAGUUCAAAUCAGAUUGUCGGUGUGGCGAUCAUCAGAAGGGAAGAGAACAUUGAGUAUAUCCGGUCUCACUACAACAUCGAGGACUUCAUCUACUACAACCAUCACAAGCGAGAGGAACACGCCCACCUCCACCACUUCGCUCUGAACCCAGUGUUCAACCACCUGUCCAAACACUUCCUCAAGGAAAUUCUUCGCUUGGGUCAUAAGACAUGUUUGUACUACCCACUUUAUCCAUCCUACAUCAGCAAAGAGAUCGUUGAGAAGCAUUCUCUCGUGUGUUGUCUGAACAACCUCGUACCAGUGCGGGCACGUCGUCAGAUUCAGUACCCGGUCCAGGACCUCGCAAUCAAUGCUCCAUCGGAGCGCAUCCUCCGACCACACGAACCCUACGCUCUCAAUCACAUCAACCGGAAACUGGCAUUGGAACCAAAGGUGACAAUAAAUGCGAGGAUUGUUGUGGUGGGUGCUUCAGAUGUUGGAAUCUCCUAUCUUGAGUCACUGGCAUACUGUCCUCAUCUGCGGUUCAACAACCUGUCUCUGAUAUCGCCGCACGGGAUGCCUGGAGAAAUGCCGUCAGACGAGCUGCGUGAACAGGUGUUAUCUACCAGUCACUGCUACAGUCUGGAGGACAAUGCAAAGAUUGCACUGAGGACUUGGGUUAAUGUUAUUUAUGGCAAGAUGACAGCAAUUGACAGGAAGAAGAAGCAGGUGACGGUGAAUGGGUCGAUGAUUGUCCCGUACGACCACCUCGUGCUGUGUGCGGGUCAGCAGUACCAGGUUCCCGCCCCCACCGGGGUCGACAUCACGCAGAACAUCUCCACCGAGGACGUCAUCCACGACCCCGAGUUUCCGUUCUCUGGCGUCACGCCGCAAAACCUCUACCUCGUGAAUGACGCAUUUGAUGCAGCCGUCGCACUCUACAAGGCCGACACGGAACUCAAGCCAGACAAAAAAGUGGUGGUGUAUGGUGUGUCACUUGACGCCUACACUUGCUUGCAGGCUCUUCUCAGUCUGGGAAUACAAGGCAGUCAGAUUGCGUGGGUUCAUCCACCUCUCAUGUAUCUGGUGACGUGUAUCAACAACAAAUCUGUGGAGGACUGUGUUCACCAGGCCGUGAGGGACGCCGGCGUGACCAUCUACUCCAACUUUCUCCUGGCACAGUUCAACGAUGGCGAGAGCAACUGCACGGUGAUUCGCUCAGCAAGCUUUACAUCGUUUACAGACCCGCUCAGACUGGACUGUGAUGCCUUUUUUGCAUUCUACAGGAAAGGCGUAGAUCAUGAAGCUUUCAAAGCUAUCAACGAUGCGUGCCUGGUGUAUGAUGGUAAACUGGUGAUCGAUUCGUCAUUCCACACCAAUGAUGUCGCAAUCCGAGCAGCGGGGACUCUGACAAAAUUCAAGCGAAAAUAUCAUGCUGAGCCCUGGACUCACGCAAACUUCAACUCUAAGGAAGUUGGAAUAGCGCUGGCUAGUGAAAUGCUGCGUCUGUUUGAUCCGACUGUGGAGGGACGACAGACUCCAGGGGAGGAAACUCUCAACUUGGUCCCCCUCUACAGAAACCCCAAGAUACAAGCAGCUUACCUUCCAGGUGGAUUUCACUACCUUCACGUGGCCAAACCAUGUAUUGCUGCAAAUCUUGAAGUCGAGAUGGCUCGGGCAGACUACGGCCGGGAGUUGAUAACUGGAGAACUUGGAGAGAAACCGAAUUAUUUCCGACUCCACAUAAACCAGUAUGACACAAUUGAGACCAUCACCUGUCUGUCAAAGAAAGCGAUACCCACAUACAAUAUCAUGUGUUUGUUUGGUGUCCACGAACGCUAUCUGAACAAUCUCUUGCAAAGGUUUGAUGAAGAACUCAUUCAAGACUUUUACCAAUUUUUCCAGGAAUCAUGGUGUCUGGCAGUCUACCACGACCGGUUUGCAGACUUCAGGGAUGAGAUUCGAGAGCUACUCAUUACCAGUCCGGAGGCCAGUCUUGAUGCCUUGGAGGAAAAGGUCCGUCAGAUCGUGGAUGAUGAAAUCACGACAUAUAAUACUUCAUGGAUCCCACUGUCUUUAGCUAUGGCGCCUGCACAGAGGAAGGAGCUGUAUGAUGCAUAUGCAGCGUCCGGGGCCAAGCGUGCCGUGGAGACUCGACUGCUGAGCUUCAUCAACUACAACCACUACCACCUGACGAUGUACGCCAAGCCAGGGAUGGUGUAGUGAUCGUGUAACAUGACCACUGGACAUGAGACACCAUUUUGUGAACACAGUAAAACAGUGAACUGUUGAUGUGUUGGAUACUGCAUGGGGAGAAGUUUAUAUCUCUUUUGUUUCUUAUAUGUGUUGAGAGAAUAUGGUGGUUUCUAAAACUAAAAAAUAUGAUUGAUUUCUUAUAACUGAGAAAAUGGAAGGAAUUGAUAAGAUUGGAAAAAAUAUAGGCCUAGUAAUUUCAUAAAACUGAAAAAAGAGGUUAUUUACAAAAAAGAAAAUGGAAUGAAUUGAUAAAAUUGGAAUAAAUAUAGUGAUUUCAUAAAACUGAAAAAAGAGGUGAUUUACAAAAACGAAAAAGAGACGUUAAAACAGAAAGUAGAUUGAUUUUAUGAAAAUUUGAAAAUAUGGUGAUUUACCCCACAAAAAACAUGAAUAAAAUUUAGAGAAAAAAACCCUGUGAUAUACAAUUUUUUUUUACAAAUUAGGAUGAUUUUAUAAAAAGAUAAAAUUGGGUGAUUUUAAAAAAGAAACUGAUAAAAAUAGAGGCAUUCAGUUUUCUUAAGAAGUGCUUUUGCUGUUUGGUAUCUGGGGCGUAAACAGAGAAGAAAAAAUGCUGAGGCAAACCCAGACCUGUAAAAUAAAUAUCAGUGUCAUGUGAAAAAUAAAAUAAAUCUGAGGAAAUUCCAGACAAGGCAAGGCCUCGUCUGCCUCAUGCUGGCUACACCAUUGGAUAUGUAAAUAUGUACAUAAUGGAUAAAAUGUGUUGAAAACAUCUUGGUCUGUAUCGAAGUAAUACAUCUUACUAAGAAGUGAUACAUCCAGUGGCGUAGCGUGGGUUGCCAGCGCCCGGGGCAAGGCAAGUAUUGCUCCCCCUAACCAGUGGACCGUUAGCACUCCCCGAGUUCCUUCCACCUGCCCCGGUAGCCCCGCCCAUGCUACGCCACUGGGUACAUCCCACUACUAAAUUUUAAUUUUAAUUUAAUGAUAUGCUAUUUAUAAAUCCUUAUUACACAAACAGCAAGUCCAUGUAUCUAUAUUUAUAUAUAUAUAUUAUUUUAUUUGGGUAAUGUCAAAACAAAAAGCAGUCAUCAACAGCAUUGUACAUGUAUUAGGAAUGAAUUGAAAAAAAUCAUAAAAUUCAGAAAAUAAGGUGAUUUAAAUAAACAACAACAGAAAAUAGGGUGAUUUAAAUAAACAACAACAGAAAAUAGGGUGAUUUAAAUAAACAACAACAGAAAAUAGGGUGAUUUAAAUAACAAAGAAGAGAAAGAGAGACAAAACUGUGUUAAUAGUACAGUAAAAUCCCACCUAACGACAACUCCAGUACUGAGACCACCCCACUAUAAGGACCAAUAUUUUAAAGACCGGAGUAUUUCCUUAUUAUUUUAUAGCAAAACUACUCCGGUAUUAAGACCACACCGCUAUUAAGGAAUAAGACUAGUAAAGUCAGACCCAAUGGUCGUUUUCAGUGCAUUUGGACUCCAGAAAUACAACCACAGCAUUUACUUGUCAUGUCAUAUAAGCGACAAACAACAAAUAAUGUGAUAAAUAAUGUGGUAAAAUCUCACCUAGUUGUCCAUGCUAUGGUGUUAAUUGCAGGUAUAUGUGUUGUUCAAACUAGCAAUUAAAUAGUCUUAUAUGUAUUUAGUUUGAAAGACAAAGGUAUUACUUUUGAACUGGGAAGUCAUAGUUAAUUUCUGGAAGGUACAGCGCACAUUCAUUUUAUUGUAUAACCUGCACACAAUAAUGUUUAUAUGAAAACAAAUGCUAUACCAUCUUAGUACUUUAUUUUUCAUAGAAACUGACAACAAAUGCGACGAUUAACUGUGAUCAGUCAAGUGAGACAGAAUUCACGUUUGUAUUACCUUUAGGGCAGUGGAUGUCCUAAAACGUUGAAGGGUGUCAUUUGUCCAGACAGUUGUUAAUUCUGUUGUGUAAUAAUUAAGAAAAAGAACGGGUCCAAGGUCACAAAUAUCUGAAGCAGGUUUGACACUUGAUUAUUCUUGCAUUUCAAUGUAAAUGUGAAUACAUCGUCAUCGCCAAGUAAUUUUAUCAGUUUACACAUUACUGAUGGCAAUCGAAAAGGAGGGUGGAACAUAAAAUUUACAAUGAAUAUUUACCAAACAAUCAUCUUUUUGAAUGAUAAUGUUGGUAAUUCGGUAUUAGGACCACCCCACUAUUAAGACCACUUUUAAUAAGUCCUGUUGAUGGUCGCAAUAGUGAGGUUUCACUGUAUUAAUAAUAUUGUCUUUAACAUUUGAUCGUGAUUUACUUUUCUUGGGGUUAUAUUUUGACGAGUAUAAUUUUUGUAAUACUAUUGUAGCAUGCCUUAUAUGUUUUUAUUCCUGAAUUAAAAAAAAAGGAAGGGAUAUUAGUUUUCACUGUAAAUAAAUGUAUUUUAUCUCUGUUUUUCACAAUGUUGUGAUCACUGAUUUCAUUGUGUUAUGUCUAAGUUAUGUGUACCAUUGGUCUCAUCAUCUAUUAAUAUAUUUGAAUCGAUAAAACAAAAACAUUUUUGAGGAGUGAGAUAUAUUGUUCUCACAUCAUAAAAAUUAUUAAAGGAAAAAGGAAAAUCUUUGGAUAAAACAGGGGUGGGAAUUCUCCUCGGAUCAGAUGUUUUCCUCUCAUGGAACAUUGCAUUUCCUAGCAUUUUAAUCGUCCUUUUUUCCAAAAUGUGUCAGAUGGUACAGAUUUUAACCUAGGAUUUCAAGAAUUUCCGGGACCUCUCUAGAUUUCCUCUUUUUUACAGUUCACCAAUUCCCACCCCUGAUAAAAGAUUCAAGCUAUAAAUGUUUGAACAUGCAGUAUGUAUUCCUUGACAUUGAUGGAUUAUGCUAAAUGUCAAAAUAGGAUGUUGCUGAGGAUCUGUGCCUUUAACUGUGUUUUGUGUCGUUGUUCUGUUGCUGUUCUAUAUAAUUUUAUAGAAUGUGUUGAUUGAUGUAUCAGUAAUACUGUUAAAAGACUUUUUCAUUAUCAUUUUCCUGCCAGAAAUUCAUCUGUGAUAUAUAGUUUUAUUUGUGUUUUUUAUGUAUUUAUUUGUAUUUAUAAUACCUAAAUAAUUUAUAUAUCAAUUCCAUAAUUAUUAUUAAAUGUUUUCCCAUUUUACACUCCUUUUUGUGCUUAAUAAUUAAUUGACUAUACACAAAAUGUAUAUUUUUUAUGUAAAUUGUUUUGUUUUAAUAAGAUAAUAUUCAGAAUUGAAACUAAAUUAUUCAUAAGUAACAAAGAGUAAUGUUUAAUAUUUUUUGUUUAAUAAAUGCUAGUAUUUGAUUGAGAUUUAUAAUAAAUUAAGUAUUUGCACUUA
Gigantopelta aegis is the source of this 7325-nucleotide messenger RNA. RefSeq names its product cilia- and flagella-associated protein 61-like. Gene Ontology annotation, molecular function: oxidoreductase activity. The coding region runs from base 77 to 4030 and encodes 1317 amino acids. Lineage: Eukaryota; Metazoa; Mollusca; Gastropoda; Neomphalida; Peltospiridae. The transcript has 32 exons. The record is from RefSeq and is a predicted model, not a curated record.